Chrysoperla carnea is the source of this 756-nucleotide messenger RNA. RefSeq names its product UPF0389 protein CG9231. The record is from RefSeq and is a predicted model, not a curated record. The transcript is spliced from 3 exons. Bases 166 to 666 code for a protein of 166 amino acids. Lineage: Eukaryota; Metazoa; Arthropoda; Insecta; Neuroptera; Chrysopidae.
UUUAAAUUGGUAAUAACCUGAUAACAGAUAACUAUUUACUUUUAACUUGUUGAGUUGAAUUUCUAUAUUUAGAAUAAAAUUAAAAUUAUUCAUUUAAUUUUCGAGAGAGAGUUGAAUUAAAUUUUAUUUAGAACAUUUCCCGUAAUAAUUAUUAACAUUUAAAUCAUGUUGAAUGUAUUUUCAAUAAUUCGUAAUAAAUUAUUACCAUUUGGUGUUAAUAAUCAAAGUACACAAGGAUUCUCAACAACUUAUAAAUGUUGUGAUAAAGUACCUGAAACAUCAUCACCUGGUGCUACUGCUACAUCAUCUCCAGGAUCUGGUGCAUCAUGUAAUCCACAUGUAGCUGCUAAAACAUUACAUAAACCAAAUAAUUUAGAACGACGAUUUUUAGUUUGGACUGGAAAAUAUAAACGAAUUGAAGAUGUUCCUGGCAUGGUUUCUAUGGAUGUUAUGGAACGUGCAAGAAAUCGUGCCCGAAUUCGUAUUGCAAAUUAUAUGAUGGCUGCGACAGCUAUAGCAUGUAUUGCAAUGGCGAUCAGUGGUAAACGAGCGGCUGAACGUGGUGAAAGUGUACAAAAAAUGAAUUUAGAUUGGCACAAAGAAAUGAACGAUCAGUACAAGAAGGAUCAAGCAGCAGCAACAGCAGCUGGGGCCUCUACUUCAUAGACUUGUUUGUUUGUUGGUUUAUUUUAGUAAGUUAUUUUCGUUGUUGAUGUUUUUUAAAAUGGCUACGCUACAAAGAUAUAUAUAUUUAAA